AUGAACUUGCAAAAUAGUGGAGGUGCUCAUAAUAAUAAUAAUGGCCAGCCCACAGAAACUUGGCGUGAUGAAAGUGGUCAACCCACAGCGACACAGCAGCCACGUGGCCUAAGCCAUAUCAUGGAACAGCAGUCAGUCAGUAUUGAAGAGAGUACAAACCCAGUACAAGGUAACUAUCCCCCUACUCCAAUUAUCAAUAAUCUCAUCGUGCAAAACCCUGUGACCCAAAAUGAGGAAAGGUGGCCUGAAAUUUAUCAAC
Racocetra persica is the source of this 259-nucleotide messenger RNA. NCBI's taxonomy places the organism in Eukaryota, Fungi, Glomeromycota, Glomeromycetes, Diversisporales, Gigasporaceae. The record is from the annotation of a GenBank genome assembly.